CUCUUGAUUCAAUAACAAAACAAAAUGUUAUGUGUUGUGACUGUGUAAAAUUUUUGUGACAUUUUGCAUUUCUGUGAAAAGUUUUUGCAUUUCCUUCAUCACCAUAGUCUUUUAAGCCCUUGUUUGAAUGCUCAAGAGUUGUGAAAGUCUCCAAGUUCUAUGUCGUCGUGCGAUUAUUCGUGCGGUGGGAAGCAGAAAGCGUCUUCGGAGGCUACCGCUUCCACGAAAUAUCAUCAACUGGCUAAGGGAAUACGACGAACCAGCGGCAUUUGAUCCUAACUGCAGUUCUGAUGAAGUUGUUUUUUCAAACAACAAUGAAACUAUCACCUUUACAGGUCACAUGUCAUUAUAUACUUACCAAUUAAUUUGUUCGUUUGGUAGUCUGCCGUAUCAGGCCUUCCUAAGGGGUUAGGGGAGAGGAGAUUUUAGAUGGGGGAGGGGGGAGGGGGGAGAAGGGAAAGGAAGCUCUCUCCCUUUUUCGCUUCCAUCUUUCCCUUUUUCGCCAGAAACGCCUGAUACUCAGGCUAUUCGUUUGGUUUGUGUGCUUGUUUCCCAGGGGGCGAGGGCACCCUAAUGUUGGGGUGGUUAUUACAGAGAUGGCUUAAAAGAGAAUGGAGGUUGCUGAAAAGAGGAUUUCUAACAAAUUUCGAACCAUAUGAUACUAUGGAACUAAAACCUGACUUCUGUUUAUCUUGUACAAUUAGGAAAUGGCUACAGCACAACAUUGAUCCUUACCCCUGAUGGGCGUGGCUAUACCUCUGGAAAACAUGAAUGGGUGUUCUACUUUAACAACUGCCGAGGACAAGUAGCAGUGUGUGUGGUGACAGCUGAAUUCAAGAAAGCAAGGACAUUCAGAACAAUGCCUGCAAUUGGUAGAAGAAUUGGUUGGGCAUACAAUCAAAUUGGAUUCCUGACCUUUGAUGUUCCAAUUUGGGAGGCCCUCGGCAGUCAGCGCAAUGAAAGUUAUCAUACCUGGGACAUGAUAGGCAUUCUGCUUGACCUAGAUAAAGGGACUCUUGGUUUUAUGAAGAAUGGACAGGAAAUGGGUACAGCAUUCUGUAAAGGGCUACGAGGACAAGAGCUCUUCCCAGGUGUUAGUUUGUGUUCAGGGAGAGAGCAAGUUACUAUAGUAACAAGUAGAACCUAUUUGUAAGUCUUUUGAGUUGCUGAAUAAACUGCCAGUUUACAUUUCAACCCUGACAUUCAAG
Molecule: messenger RNA, 1208 nt
Organism: Porites lobata
Lineage: Eukaryota; Metazoa; Cnidaria; Anthozoa; Scleractinia; Poritidae
Source: the annotation of a GenBank genome assembly